AUGGCUGUGCCUCCUCUUGGGGCUGUGUUAUGACGCUUUCACGGCCGGCGUGCAGACACACCACAGCUAAGAAACAGCAUUUUAAAACCUUACGAGUGGCUGGGAUCACAAUAAAAAAAGUACUUCGCAAUGAUAGCGACGUGUGCGCUUGUAACGUGGUAUUACGUAAACGCUUUCACAGCGUUUGCUGAAGCCGGAGAGCCUCGCGCCAUUUGCCCGACUUCAGUAAAGGUAGUAGAAGGCGACGAUGUUACUCUUCAGUGGCGACUGGAUCCUCCGGUCGACGUGUCCGCUUACACGGUGGAUUGGAAGAAAGACCAGGGUUUCGUCCACGCUUACCGACAUCAACAGGACCAACAUAACCUACAGAUGGAUCAAUACAGAAACAGGACGCAUCUCAACCAUGAAGACCUGAGCAUAGGAGUCCCGACUCUGAGGAUCUCCUCAGUGCGGCCGUCUGACAGCGGACUGUACAGAUGCUUUGUCUCAAGACUGAGGGCCGGUUGUGUUAUUGACGUCAUUGUUGUAACAGGUGAUUCCAGCACAACUAGACCACUGGAUGAGCCGGACGAUCCUGGAGAGCCUCGCGCCAUUUGCCCGACUUCAGUAAAGGUAGUAGAAGGCGACGAUGUUACUCUUCCGUGUCGACUGGAUCCUCCGGUCGACGUGUCCGCUUACACGGUGGAUUGGAAGAAAGACAAGGAUGUCGUCCACUCCUACCGACAUCAACAGGACCAACAUAACCUACAGAUGGAUCAAUACAGCAACAGGACGCAUCUCAACCAUGAAGACCUGAGCAGAGGAGUCCCGACUCUGAGGAUCUCCUCAGUGCGGCCGUCUGACAGCGGACAGUACAGAUGCUUUGUCUCAAAACUGAGGGCCGGUUGUGUUAUUGACGUUAUUGUUGUAACAGGUGAUUCCAGCACAACUAGACCACUGGAUGAGCCGGACGAUCCUGGAGAGCCUCGCGCCAUUUGCCCGACUUCAGUAAAGGUAGUAGAAGGUGACGAUGUUACUCUGCAGUGUCGACUGGAUCCUCCGGUCGACGUGUCCGCUUACACAGUGGAUUGGAAGAAAGACAUGGGUGUCGUCCACUCCUACCGACAUCAACAGGACCAACAUAACCUACAGAUGGAUCAAUACAGAAACAGGACGCAUCUCAACCACGAAGACCUGAGCAGAGGAGUCCAGACUCUGAGGAUCUCCUCAGUGCGGCCGUCUGACAGCGGACAGUACAGAUGCUUUGUCUCAAAACUGAGGGCCAGUUGUGUUAUUGACGUCAUUGUUGUUGCUGCAAAGAUGGAGGCUGGCUGGAAACGUGUCGUUCCCGUUGUUGCUGCUGCUGCUCUUGUUGGUGGCGUUAUUUUGAUCCUGGUGAAACGUGGAAAGAUCCAGAAUCGUAUGCAGACGCUCAGGGGAAGGCAGCAGCCAAAACCAGAGACGGCGGCAAACGGAUCUGAAAUGAAGAAGCUGAACACCCUGGGAGCAGACGGGGACGAGGACAAGGAGAGGCCUGCGGAAAACGGCGUGGGGAACAAGUGAUGGUCGGCGGACUGGCUGCUGGAGUGAGAAGACAACCGUUCAUCACCUCAACGAUCAAAAGCUGUUACCGAGCAAACAACCAUUAAACCUCCACAUGGACCAGUAAAGGUUCGACACAUCUCAGACAGCAUUAAUGGGUCCAUUUGGUCCAGACGCACAAUACUGGAAAAGGGACUUUUUAUAGAUCUGAUGAGUCCAGUGUUAAUAUAUAUAUAUAUAUAUAUAUAUAUAUAUAUAUAUAUAUAUAUAUAUAUAUAUAUAUAUAUAUAUAUAUAUAUACAGGAUAAUAUCGAUCAAUUUCAGUUUCUAUACAUCAAUAAAAUGAAAAGAAGACCUGUCAAUCACCCCCAGUUUCCUGGGCCAAAAUAUGAGAGAAUAUUUUCCACAAAAUACCAAGAUGCAACUUGUAUAAUAUAAAGAUGGGAAACGCAUAACUAGGGACGUGUUUUUAGUGAUGUCGCUUCAGACUCUACAAAAUGUCAUUCAUGGCGAUCCGUCCAGUGGAUGUUGAGAUAUUUCAAACAUUCAUGGUUCCCAGAGGAUAAAUCCUAAUGAUUUUUAGGCUUCGAGGAAAAAAACACCUCAACAACUAAUGAAAGUUGGGACACACAUUCAUGUUCCCCUCAUAAUAACUUAGUUGAUGUCUGACGUUUCCUCUAGCUCCAUCAUCAGUACUUACAAUACUGGUUUAUGACCUGCAAAACUACUGACAUUCCCAUCAGCCUCAGCUGUUUUGUGCUAAUUAGCAAAUGUUAGCAUGCUAACACGGCAAAAUACAAUCAUGGUAUACCUGUUAAACAUCAGCAUCAGUUAUCGUUGUAAGUGUGUUAGCAUGCUGACUUUAGCAUUUAGCUCAAAGCACCACUGUGCCUUUAAAACAGCUGCUAGCAUGGCUGUAGACUGGUACUGAAAGAAAUACAUCUAAUGCGUUUCCUUCCUCAAAUCAUUUUGGUCCCCUUAUUUUGCAUUUAUAAGCAGCAUAUAAACAAGUAAUAAAUGGUUACUAUUGCAAAGUCAACCUACUACCACAACUUGUCCAUUUAUCUUCAGUCGACUCGACUACUGCAACUCUGUUCGUUUAAAUCCAGACUGAAGACUUUCCUGUUUGCCGCUGACUUUUAUUAAAUCAAAUAAUGAUUCAUUUCUUAAACUGCACUGUAACUUUUACUCUCCUGUUUUAUCUUGUUUUUAUUUUAUAUUUAACUCAUAUUUAAGUGUAUUUAAAUGUCUUUUUAUAUGGCCUUAUGUUUCUUUUAUGUUUUGUGUAAAACACUUUAAAUUGUCUUGUUGAAAUGUGCGUUGCCUUACUUUAAUGUAGUUGUUAGCAGUUAUAAGGUGUUUAUUAAUGCACAGUAUUUGUCAUAAUUAUAACUUCUAUGAAGACUAUUUGUUGUUACAACUGUGUCUUACCAUAUUGUCAUUGAUUAUUUGUUUACACACCAUAUGUCCACAGUGGAGCAAAACUAAAAACUUUUCUAUUUUUAAUAAUGUCUUUUUACUUUUGUUGAUGUCGAAUGAAACAUUUAUUGUAUUUGUCUACAUAUUACUUGUUGCUCUAUGUGCUAUAUUUUAAUAUAAAACACAUUGAGUCUACCCUUUAAUGAUGAAAUAUAACUAAAAUUGACUUUA
This is a messenger RNA of Siniperca chuatsi (mandarin fish), 3171 nucleotides long. Its product is annotated as butyrophilin-like protein 2. Lineage: Eukaryota; Metazoa; Chordata; Actinopteri; Centrarchiformes; Sinipercidae. The record is from RefSeq and is a predicted model, not a curated record. The transcript is spliced from 8 exons. The coding region runs from base 130 to 1542 and encodes 470 amino acids.